Episyrphus balteatus (marmalade hoverfly) is the source of this 5902-nucleotide messenger RNA. RefSeq lists its product as uncharacterized. Bases 193 to 1380 code for a protein of 395 amino acids. Lineage: Eukaryota; Metazoa; Arthropoda; Insecta; Diptera; Syrphidae. The record is from RefSeq and is a predicted model, not a curated record. The transcript has 2 exons.
UUUACAGUCGAAAAUUCAAAACAAGUCGUCAAGACAUUAAUCAAGACUCGAAUUCUUCCAGAAUACAUUUUAGUAUCAUUUGAUGUUUGUAAUUGUUUUAACAAUGUCUCAACACAAUUAGCACUCAAAAUUGUUGAAAAGUAUUUUGAUAUACGCAUAAAACCUAAUACUAAAAUUCCAAAAUCAACUUUUAUGAAUUUGUUAAAAUUUUGUUUGAUUGACUGCAACUACUUUAAUUUCAAAGAUAAAAUUAUAAGAAUGAAAACUGGUUUAUUUAUGGGAUCAUCUUUAGCACCAAUUUUAGUUGAAUGGGUUUUAGAUGAAGUAAUUCAGGAAGCAUUUCAAAAAAUAGAUUUUGUUCCACAAUUUUGGAUGGCAUAUGUUGAUGAUCAUUUGACUGCAGUUCCAAAAAACAAAAUAAAUAUGAUCAAAACAGCUUUAGAAUCAUUUGAUGGCAAUAUUCUUUUUACCUAUGAAACAGAAAAUGUUGUAACUAAAGAAAUAAAUUACCUGGAUUUAACAAUUAAAAGAAAUGAAGACGGCAGUAUCAUCACUAACUGGUUUCAUAAACCGAUAGCUUCAAAUAGAUUAAUUAACUAUUAUUCAGCUCAUCCAAUUAAUAUGAAAUAUAACACUGUUAAAAGUUUUAUUGGAAAGGUGUUUUCAUUCAGUCAUAAGAUUUACAUGGAAAAUAACAUUGAAAGAAUUAAUCGCAUUUUGAUUAAAAAUAACUAUCCAGUUCAAGUCAUCAAUAAAUUAAUUAAAUGUGUUCAAAAUGAAAAUUUUAAAAAUCGAACUAAAUCACCAAAUAAAUAUAGUAGAAGAAGCUACCAAUUCCUAUCUGAAACAAAAGAUGAAACUGUUAUUCGCGAUACAAAAAUUUAUUCAUCUAUAACUUAUAUUCCUGGACUGAGCGAAUCUUUAGCAAAAAAGUGCGAAUACUUUGUUCCUGAAAUAAAAACUGCCAUGAGACCAAAUAACAAAGUAUCUCAUUUUUUCGCUAAUACAAAAUCAAAGAUUGAGAAAACAAAUAAAAGUGGAGUAGUUUACUCUAUUCCAUGCAAUGACUGCCCAAAAAUAUAUAUUGGUGAAACAAUACAAAAAUUAGGUUGUCGUAUCAAUCAACAUAAAAAUGAAUGCAAGAAAGUCCUCGAAGGCUCAUCUUACAAAAAUAUCGCCGCUUUAGCUGAACAUACUAAACAAAAUGGACAUUCUUUUAAAUUCGAUGAAACUAAAAUUUUGAAAUCUGAAAAUCAAAAGUUUAAAUUACAAGUGCAUGAAGUAAAUCAAAUAAUUAAGUACGAAGAAAUAGCUUGUAAUUUUAAAACUGAUAAAAAAGACUAUAGUAAUACUUACCAUAACUUAAUAGUUAGUUCUUAAAAUAACAUAAAUAUUAAUUUGUUAUAAAUAAUUACUUUAUUUAUUUGUACUCAGUAAUUUGCUUGUUUUGAUUCUUAAUUAAAAAUUAAAAAUCAAAAAUAAAAAUUAAAUCAAUCAUUUCAUAAAUAUUAAUGUUGUAGCCUGUGAAAAUAUUUUAUAUGUUAUAAAUAUAAUUAUAUCAUAGCCCUGAAGAUGAGGUGUAAAUCACCUCGAAAUAUAUUGGCAAAAUAUUAAAAAAUAAAAAAUGGCGUUUUAAUUGAAUUUGAAGAAAGCUAUACAACUAAAGAAUAUAAAUAUAACAAUUCAGCAAAACAAAAUAAAAAAUAUAGAAUCAGUUUGGUACACAAAAGCAAGUUACAUUUGUUUUAUUUAAAUUAAUUAAUUUGACAAGAUAAUGAAAUGAAGAUAAACAUAUUAGAAUAAAAUUAAAUUAAAUUGGAUUUAUCUUUAAGUUUGAAUUCGCAAUCAUCAAAUUAUUUACAGUUUCUUGGUUCAACCUCGAUCGUUUUUCUGUAAUUUUAUUUCCAGCCUGUGAAAAUGCAUUUUCACACCACCAUUGAAGAAUAUCCACAGGGCCUUUCGAAUUAAACUGAAUGUAUCUUUCUCUUUCAAUAUCAACAGAGUUCACGCUCGUUGUUGUAUUUUCAUUCAUAAGAUCCGAGAAAAUAUAACUGGCCCUGGGACUAGUUGUUGGUUGUUCGUCCAAAAUAUCUUCAGAUGCCGCAGCAGUACAUAGCAGGAACUAUUGACUUUAUGUAAUCAUAUAUUUCAGUCUUUUCAGUUGGGGACAAUAAUUGCAUUUUAUUGCACGGGGGAUAUAAAAAUGUCGCACUUUUGAAUGACAAUUUAAUUUCGGGAUAAAACAAACUAAAUAAUGUUUAACUUUGUAUUUUAAAUCAUUUAAAUUUUCUGAAUUUUCCAAAAUGUCAGGCCACAAAUCUGUUGUUGCCGAAAAGUUUUUAAUAAAACCGAGUUCUGUUUUGACUAUUUCCACUAAUUUCUCUUUAAUAUUUUUUACAUUGUUGCUUAUGGUUGUUCCAGUGGGAAGCAUGUCUUUCACUUUAACAUGUUCUCCAUAUUUAGCACCGAUUUGUAUACACUCUUUAACAAAUGCCUGCAUUCUAGAGCCUUCUACAGUAGAAAACGGUCUAAUAUCUUCAAUACACAGCUUCACGGACACAUCAAAAACUGCUUUCUCAUCGGCCAUCGACACAAUCACUUCUUUAUUUAUAUUUGGCAAGGUUUCUUUAAAACAUCUGUGCCUCAAAAGGUUCGUCGUUGUUUUAAAAUUUUUCAUCACUUUUUUGCACGAUCUGCAUGCCACAAAGUCAGUGGCGUACGUUGAGUUGCGGGGGCCCCGCACAGUGGUGCCAUUCUUCGUUUUUGGCGUCAAAAUUCAUUUGCACGGCCAUUUCUGGACGAAAACUCAUUAAAUUUGGUACACUGAAUGAUAAUAGUAUGGAGAAUACAAAAAGGCUGCCAACUUUUUUUUAUUCAAAAUGGCGGCUCCAAAAUGGCGGGAAGAAUGAGCUUUAAAAUAGAAUUUUCAUUUUCAAAACAGUAUAUAAGCUAGAAAUUGGGCUUAAUUCAUGUCAAAAAGGUGUUAGAUUUAAUAUUUAGGAUUCAUAGAUUCAUAUUCUUUACAAAAAAAAUCAAAAAAUUUGAAAACAAAGUCCAAGAAAUGCCUAUUUAUUAAAACACACUUUAAGACCUCUAAAUACGUUAUUUCAUGUAUCUUUUUUUUUCACUUUUCACAAUUUUGAGAUCUCUUCUAUUUAUGUUUCAUAAGAAAAUUGAAAAUAUUGGGGUUAUAUGGUUGCCAACUAUAUUUUUAAGUAAAUAAAGAAAACAUGAUAUAAUGAAAAGUUACAAUGUUUAAUAAAACUGAGAAUUUAUUUUUUCCGUAAACCAAAAUAUACUUUUCUAAUAGAUUUUAAUGUUUUAAAUUCAAAUCCGAAGUCGAAAAAAAUCUAUGACGUCACGUUUCGUCGAUAAAAAUUAAUUUUGAUCUGCUUGUAUCUCAAAAACGUGACGUCAUAGAUUUUUUUCGACUUCGGAUUUGAAUUUAAAACAUUAAAAUCUAUUAGAAAAGUAUAUUUUGGUUUACGGAAAAAAUAAAUUCUCAGUUUUAUUGAACAUUGUAACUUUUCAUUAUAUCAUGUUUUCUUUAUUUACUUAAAAAUAUAGUUGGCAACCAUAUAACCCCAAUAUUUUCAAAUUUCUUAUGAAACAUAAAUAGAAGAGAUCUCAAAAUUGUGAAAAGUGAAAAAAAAAAAAUACAUGAAAUAACGUAUUUAGAGGUCUUAAAGUGUGUUUUACUAAAUUGGCAUUUUUAGGACUUUGUUUUCAAAUUUUUUGAUUUUUUUGUAAAGAAUAUGAAUCUAUGGAUCCUAAAUAUUAAAUCUAACACCUUUUUGACAUGAAUUAAGCCCAAUUUCUAGCUUAUAUACUGUUUUGAAAAUGAAAAUUCUAUUUUAAAGCUCAUUCUUCCCGCCAUUUUGGAGCCGCCAUUUUGAAUAAAAAAAAGUUGGCAGCCUUUUUGUAUUCUCCAUAUUAUUAUCAUUCAGUGUACCAAAUUUCAUGAGUUUUCGUCCAGAAAUGGCCGUGCAAAUGAAUUUUGACGUUUAAGCCCCUACAAGAAUAUAUCUUGCUAAUUUGAAAAUAAUAAAGUUUCAGUAAAUUAGAAAUUUUUUAAAAAUAUAAAAUGUUUUUAUAUUUUUUUUAACUUUGACCUCGAAUAUCUUUAGAAUGGUUAGAUUAAUGAAAAAAGUUAAUAAGACCUUUUUUGUGGAGUAAUCAAUUUCCAACAAGAAUAUGUCUUGCGCCUUUGAUCAUUAUAAUUUUUCAAUUUGUUACAAAAUUAAGAACAAAAAACGAGUUUUUAAAGAUUUUCUCGAUUUUUGGACCUCAAAUAUCUAUUCAACUGUUAGAUAAACGAAAAAAGUGUAUAAGGCCUUUUUUGUAGAGCGUUCAAUUUCCUACAAGAAUAUGAAAAGAAAUUUGCUAAAAAGUCAAUUAAUAAAAAAAUUAUUUUUUUUUUAGUAGAAGCUUGAUGUAAAAAUGGAAAAUUGCAAAGCGGAGGACCUUCCCAUUAAUAUAAAGAGCUCAUAUUUGGUGUGUAUAUUCUAAAGGGUCUAGCAAUCGAUUUUUCGGAGUACCAAAUCAAAAAAAAAUUUCGAUUUUUUUGACCCACCCUACUAUCCAGUUUAUUUUACUGUUUGAAUACAAAAUAUACCUGUUAAUAUUCCUCAGUCUGAAAACAUCAACGCUGACCAUCCGAUUAGUGAAACUAAAGAUAUAAGCUACCAUCAUGAACUAUUUUUUUUCAUUAGAGAAUUAAUUUAUGAGUAGAAAAAUCAAACACAUUUAACAAAAAUAAUGUGAUCUCCUUUCUUGAUUUACGAAGAAGAACAAAUAAAGGGGGAAAUCCCUGUGGAAUUUUUUAAUAUUAUUUUUAUUAUAUGUAUUUUUUUUUUGUUUAAAAAAAGUAAUACACCUAUCGACUUGACAUAUUAAGUGGAAACUACGCGUCAACUCGUUGGCCAUUGCAUUAACCUAAAAGUUUAAUAUUAUAUAAUAUUGUUUUUAACAAAUUUAUUUAUAAAAAAUGUGUUUUUUCGUUUUUUGGUUUCUAAUAGAGAGCCACCAUUUUGUUCAAUUUUUACUUUAAAAAUCGCAUCCAUACUUCAAAAUUUCUAUAGUAUCUUGUAGUUUUCCGAAUCCCAUACAAAAAUAUUCAAAAAGCAAUUGUCCAGACGAAUUUGUCCCCUAAAAUAAAAUAAGAUGGCUGUUUAGUUUUUGUAACAAGAAAAUAAACAAUGUGUAAAAAAAAAUCGCAAAUUUUUAAAAAUACUUCCAUUUUUGAAUCGCUUAGACCUUAGAAGAACAAACUCUUAAAAGUUUAUUGAAGUCGUAAAAUGCGUUUCUUCCGAAAAAACUAAUAUACCUUACUACCAUAAAAAACUUAUGUAUGAGAAAAGUGGUUGUGGCAGUGAGCGAAUUUUUUUAAAAGUUCUUCCAAAACAUUUUACUCGCCUAAAGAAACAAAUCCUGAAAAUUUCAUUUAAAUCUUUAAAGAAGCUACCUAAAAAACUUGUAUAUGAGAAAAGUAGGCUUGGCAGUGAGCGGAUUUUUCUAAAAGUUGUUCCCUUGCUUAAAAGAACAAACCCUGAAAAUUUCAUCGAAAUCGUUAGAGCCGUUUCCGUUUUAUAUAUGUAUAUACAUUAGGGUGGGUCAAAAAAAUCGAAAUUUUUUUUUUCGACUUGGUACUCCGAAAAAUCGAUUGCUAGACCCCUCUAGAAUAUACACACCAAAUAUGAGCUCUUUAUAUUAAUGGGAAGGUCCUCCGCUUUGCAAUUUUCCAUUUUUACAUCAAGCUUCUACUAAAAAAAUAUUAUUUUUUUAUUAACAAAUUUAAAAAUAAUAACGAUCAAAGGCGCAAGACAUAUUCUUGUUGGAAAUUGAUUGCUCCACAAAAAAGGUCUUAUUAACUUUUUUCAUUAAUCUAACCAUUCUAAAGAUA